AUGGAUUUGGUAAUGAAACAGCAAAGUCAAAAACAGAUGCAACAGCAAGCUCUUUUGGAUGAUCUUCUGUGGGCAGUGAACCAGCUCAAUGAGGUGUUAGGUCGCAAUAUUACGUUGUUGCGGCGUCAAACGGAAAACAUUCUCAUGCAAAAGAACGCUUGUGCUAAACAUGAAAAGCUUCAGCAGAAUAAUUUGAUUAGCUCCUGUAGAGAGGAGCUUUCGAGGCGUACCGGUAAAUACAUGCUCCUAACGCCAGACAAUACUGAAUCGUUUGAGGUUCUUUGUGAUCAGACACAUUUCGGAGGAGGCUGGCUAGUGUUCCAGCACCGGUACGAUGGCAAGGAGGACUUCAACCGAGGUUGGGACGAGUACCGGAAUGGCUUCGGGAGCCUCGAUCACGAGUUUUGGAUGGGCUUAGAACGGUUGCAUCAGCUGACUUCUUCGCGACCGCAUGAACUGCUGGUGGAGCUGAGGGACUUCCAAGGAAGCUUUGUGUAUGCACGGUAUCAGAGGUUCGAGAUUGGCAGCGCAGCGGAGGACUACAUGCUGAAAAAAAUUGAAUUCAAUAAUGGUACGGCUGGUGACUCACUGACCCAACACAAGGGAUUGAAGUUUUUGACCUUUGAUCGAGAAACUGAGGAGCAGAUAAAUUAUGCCGCUGAAUAUGAGGGUGCAUGGUAA
Molecule: messenger RNA, 681 nt
Organism: Anopheles nili
Lineage: Eukaryota; Metazoa; Arthropoda; Insecta; Diptera; Culicidae
Product: ficolin-1-like
Exons: 2
Coding region: 1-681 (226 amino acids)
Source: RefSeq, a predicted model, not a curated record